AUGGGCAACCUGAUCUACGUUGACCUCGACACUUCAGUCUACAGUUCGUGCGCUGGACGGCUCCCGUGCCGUCUGCAUUGCGUCACAGCCUCGGCGCAGAACGAGUGGCGACGAGGACGUCUUAUUCGCUGGCGUAGUGGGUGGAGCAUCGUUCACCCAGUCGCACAAGCUGGAGUGGCAAGUUGCCAUUGGCAACUCGGUUCAGCGGUACCGUACUCUUCGAUGCUACCCGUUCAAACAGUGAAACAGCUGGAAGUGCAGCGGCGACUGGGCCGAGGCGCAAGUGACUGGCUUGACAGACUGCUGUGGCGAGCAUGCGGCAUUCGCACACUGCACCCCCAACGCUCGACGUUCGCUCGUCGCCUGAUACAAAGCACAAGUCAAGCAAGGAGAAGACCCCAGCCAGAGGUAAAUCCGCGCGCGCGGAGAAAGACUGAUUACUGCGGCAAGAGCGCGCUCCACGGCGUCGGCGCAAGCGUGAGUGUCCGUCCGUCAGUGCCCUGCACACUCCCCAUAUCCAUUCCUGCGCGUCCGUGGCCGACAGCCAUGCCCAAGAACAACUACGACGACGAUGAGGACGACGAUCUGCUCAUGGCGCUGCAAAGCAUGGAGCCUUGCGGUAACUGUGGCGCUGAGGGGGCCAAAAUCCCCUGUAUGAGUGGAUGUGGAGAGGUCUUCUACUGCUCCAGGGAAUGCAAUAUGCACCACGCGUCGGCGCAUCGUCUGCGCUGUCGGAACUUGCGCUGCUCCAAGUUUAACGACUCAGAGUCUGAGUCAGACGAUGACGACUCAGACGAGUACGAGACGGACUCGAGUGCCGAGUACGAGACAGACUCGGAUGAAGACGAAGAGGAAGAAGAAGAGGAAGAAGAAGUCAAGCCGAAGAAGAAGAAGGGCAAGAAGAAAGGUCGAGGGCGCUCCAAGUCUCGACGAGUCAACAGCUCACGCAGCGUCGAGUCUUCAGGCAGUACACUCUCGCGCAAAGUGAGUCUGGACGCUGAUGUGGAGAAGCGGAUUGAAGAAAAGAUCAUGAAGCGACUCAAGAAACAGGAAGAAGCGCGUAUCGCCCAGGCGAUCGAAUCUCGUAUGCGCGCAGAGAAGGCCAAUUGGCGGGACGACGAGAUGAACCGCAUCAUUAUGGAAAUGCGGGAGCGAUUCCAGAGCGAAAUGUCCACGACGACCUUCUGGACUGCUUUGGCCAAGAAGAACGGACUGGAAAUGGACUCACAGGAGAUGCAGACACUGCAGAAAUCCAUGGAGCAUUCCUUCUUGCAGUCCAAUCCGCAGUCCGAGGACAAGAUGGCGGCUCCCAUGUCUGCUGAAGAAGCGGUGGCUGCAGGAGUGGCUGCGGUCGAUGGAUCCGAAGCGACAGUCAGUCGAACUCGCAGCGUGUCCAAGGAAUCCUCGUGGAACAACGCCUGUGCUGCGUUCGAAGCGUUAAGAGUUGUGGUCUGGAAGCACAGCUUUCUACCGCGUCUGCAGUUCCGAGCUGACGGCUCGACGGGUAUCUGGAACACUGUCACGGAGUUGGACGCUGACGAGUCGCUCGCACAUAUCUGUGUGGGUGACAAGCUGCUGUCUAUCAACGGACGCGCUAUCGACGACUCAGUGUGCACAGACGACGACUUGAACGAUAUCUUCGCUGCGUACGCAUCGCCCAUUAUUAUGAAAUUCGAGGCCGGCGACCCUUCUCCGGAGAAAUGCAAGGUACACGAAUACGCGGUGACGUGGUCGAAUGGACCUUUGGGUGUGACGCUGAAGGAUGACUGCGCCACACAGAAGAUCCCGAUUGUAAACCGAUUGACCAAGAAGGCUGGAUCAGUGGCUGUCAAACAGAACAUUGCGAUUGGUGAUGUACUGGUGGCUAUCAACAACAUCGACACGAUCCAGCUGGGCUGUUCGUUGUCCAUGUCGAUCCUUAAGAAGGUGCAGCUACCGGCUAAGCUUCGAUUCCGUGGUGUGGGUGGUCCGGGUCCUGCUUCAACGCCCAAUAACGAGCCAGCUCCUCAGGUACCGCCACGUAGCAGUGUGACUGUGUCGCGUAAACCCAGCUCGUUGAAACCGGAGAACGGCAACGCACAAGUGGAAGAGCGCACUCCGUCAGUGAUGAACUUCAGCAUGAGCAUGUCUCGACCCAGCAAAUAUACGGUUAACUGGGGGGAAGGACCGUUGGGUCUUACGAUCAUUCCUGGUCUGAAUGAGGGCGAUCUCCCAGUGAUCAAGAAGGUCACGGGGACAGGUAACUCGGUUGGUAUCGACAAGGCGCAGGUGGGCGAUUUUUUGGAGAGUAUGAACGGCAUCGAGACAGCCACGAUGCACUUCGAGAACGUAGUGUCGUACCUGAAGACAGCGCCGAAGCCUGUGUUGCUACGCUUCCGUGCUGCAUUGGAUGACGAUGACUCUAGAGGACCGUCGUCGUACCGCAGUAAUGGCACAGCUUUGUCCGCUAAGAGCGACGCUAGCUAUACAGCGAGUACGCAUUCCAGCUACGACAGUGCGCCAGUGCACAUGAGUCCGCCGGAGCCAGCACCCAUGCCUGCUCCUACUCCCAGUCACGAGGUUGUGAGGCAAGUAUCACGCGAGGCGCCGAGCGACGUGUACAAGGUGGUGUGGGGGUCGGGAUCUCUGGGUCUCACUAUCGACGCAAAGCCGCAUACGGGCGCAUUUAUCAAGCGCGUCGCUGCUCAGGGAGCCGCAGCACAUCUAUCUCACGACUGUGUGGGAGACGAUGUGACCCACAUCAACGACAUGGACGUGUCUCGUGUGGCGUUCCAGGAUAUUGUGGCACAUCUAAAGAAUGUGCCACGUCCAGUUACGCUCUUCUUCCGACGCAAAGCUGCCCAGUCUCACCAUGAGCGACAACACUCGUACUCGUCGAGCUCCGGUGGCGGCUCUCCGACCAAGUACGAAGUUCCUACCCCAAGUCACAGCAGGAAAGCGGCAUUAGCUGCUGCAGGCGAAGACAACGGCGUGCAGUUCUACAAUUUGGUGUGGCAGGACGGCACGCCGCUGGGGCUUUCGUUGCGUGGAGCUGACAACAUGUGCGAGUAUCCUUACAUUACUCGCGUGACGGGCACUGGGAGUGCGGCGCAUUUACCACAGUCUGCGCUGAACGACUGUUUGAUUUCUGUGGACGGACGAAGCGUGCAUGCACGUGACAAGUCGUUCGAGGAGGUGAUGACGCUACUCAAGGUGAUGCAGAAGCCCUUGACGCUGAAGUUCCAGGUGCGAAACGUGGGUGGAGCUCCUCAGUCUCGUGCGCCGGCACCUCCUCCGCCGGCACCGGCACCAGUGCAAUAUCAGCAGCGGGCACCGUCGCCGGCACCGUCGCCGCCUCAGCACCAGCAGCACCAGCAACCGCAGCAGCGAAAGGUGGUAAAGACGCAGGAAUCGUACACAUGGCGGCAGAAUCGAGCUCCUCCUCCGCCGGUACCUGUCCUACAACCGAUGUCGCAGUCCUAUAACGCGAGCUCGUCGCUCCCCAGUGGGCACAAUAGUAAUAAUCUUAGUAGGAGUGUCAAUUCCAUGGGUAGCGAUCGUGGUCUGGGCGCGGGGGUGACUCCGGGCAACGAGAACAAGUUCAGCAGCAUCCAGGCGCCCUUCCUCGUGCAGAACAAGCUCUCGACCGGCCGCCGGCAAAAGAUGCUUAAGGGCCUCAAGAAGUAG
Phytophthora infestans T30-4 is the source of this 3666-nucleotide messenger RNA. RefSeq lists its product as uncharacterized. The record is from RefSeq and is a predicted model, not a curated record. The coding region runs from base 1 to 3666 and encodes 1221 amino acids. The transcript has 6 exons. Gene Ontology annotation, molecular function: protein binding. NCBI's taxonomy places the organism in Eukaryota, Oomycota, Peronosporomycetes, Peronosporales, Peronosporaceae.